Messenger RNA from Schistocerca gregaria, 479 nucleotides. RefSeq lists its product as uncharacterized. The record is from RefSeq and is a predicted model, not a curated record. The transcript is spliced from 2 exons. The coding region runs from base 54 to 479 and encodes 141 amino acids. Lineage: Eukaryota; Metazoa; Arthropoda; Insecta; Orthoptera; Acrididae.
UUCGGCAUAAGUCAGCGGCGGCAGCGCGCUCGCCCACUGUCCCAGCUGACACCAUGAGGGCGUGCAUCCUCCUCGUUCUCGCUGCGUCAGUGGCCGUGGCGUCCGUGGAAGGGGUGGCGCCCGACGCCUACCUGUCCAUCUCGAACGACGAUUGCGACCAGUCGCGGCUGAAGUGGCCGUGCCCCGGCCAGUGCUCGCUGGAGAUCCAGCCAGUGUACGCCACGUGCGAGCACGGCCGCCUCGAGACGUUCAUCAACUGCUGCACGUGGCACCGCGACGUGUGCCAGUUCAGGAGGCGUGAGUACCGCCGCCGCAAAUGGCCGCAGCCCCUCCUCCCCUCCCUUUCCCUCCCUCCUGCCCUUCUCUCCAGGCACCCUCUCACCUGCUUCGUCUUUCUGUUGCAGCAUGCAGGUUCCAUUCCAAGGGUCCUCGCGUCGGCGGCGCAGCCCGAGAGCCCUGGACCUGGCACAGUGGGGUGA